This is a messenger RNA of Mobula hypostoma (lesser devil ray), 1080 nucleotides long. It is a transcript of the gene lrp2bp, whose product is annotated as LRP2 binding protein. The coding region runs from base 1 to 1080 and encodes 359 amino acids. The transcript is spliced from 9 exons. The record is from RefSeq and is a predicted model, not a curated record. NCBI's taxonomy places the organism in Eukaryota, Metazoa, Chordata, Chondrichthyes, Myliobatiformes, Myliobatidae. Gene Ontology annotation, molecular function: protein binding.
AUGGAAAACAAAAGCAAGAACCAUCCUCUUUUGCAGUCUUUAAAUCGAAACAAGUUAACAUGUGAACCAUUGCCUCAGAAGCAGAAGAGAAAAUGUCUUACAUUGCAAGAACGUGGAAUCAAGAACAAUGCUGCUCAAAGCUUAGUUUCAAACUUCAAACAUAUCACUGAGGUGAGAAAGGCUGAUGCCUUCUUAAGGAAAAGGAUCAGAGAUGGAGAUUUGCAAGCAAAUUUUCUAUUAGGGCAACUCUACUUUGAAGAGGGGUGCUAUGAAACAGCUCUGGAAGAGUUUAACAAAAUUAAAGAUAAAGACUUCCAAGCUCUCUAUCAGCUGGGUGUGAUGUAUUAUGAUGGCCUAGGCACCAAGGAGGAACCUUCUCUAGGUGUGGAAUAUAUGAACAGAAUUGUAAACACUGAUGACCUGCAGGCAAGCCACUUGAAAUUUGCUGCAUAUUACAACCUGGGCAUUGCUUCCUUUGAAGGAUUUGGAAUCCAACAGUCUGAUUCAGAGGCAGAAAGAUUGUGGCUCCUUGCUGCAGAUGAUGGGAACCCAAAAGCAAGUGUAAAAGCCCAGUCUACUCUGGGAAUGUUCUAUAGCAGACCAGAAUCUCAGAAUUUGCCAAAGGCUUUUUUUUGGCAUUCAGAAGCCUGUGGCAAUGGAAGUCUCGAGUCUCAGGGUGCACUGGGUUUAAUGUACCUCACCGGACAGGGUAUUCACAAGGACGUACAAUCAGCUUGUGAAUGCCUGAAGGAGGCGUCAAGCAGAGGCAAUGUUUAUGCUCAGGGUCACUUAGCCGCUUACCUGUACAGUCGUAAAAUGUACAAUAGUGCUGCUGAACUUGCAUACAGGGUUGCCCAGUAUGACAAUAUCCCUUUAAUAGCAAAGGAAACUGAUUGUCUACCAUCUUAUAUAGCAAAGGGUAUCGCCAUAGCUGCUUUCUACUAUGGGAGAUGUUUACAGCUGGGUUUAGGGACAAAGCAGGAUCAAACAGAAGCCAGAAAAUACUUCAGCAAGGCAAUUAACAUGGAUCAUGAUAUGGCAACUGACUUGCAUUUUCAAGUUAUAAUGGAAAGACUUUGA